UUCACGCUGUAGUUAAGCCUACAUUGGGGGCUCCGUGUCUGGAAUAAUCAAUCUUAAGGAGGCUUUUCUUUACUAAGGAAGAUAAGAAGACUAUUUCAAUAGACAUGAAUAUGUUGAUGCUUUCCUUAGUUUUUUUCCUUUAUGGGAGUUUUACUUCGGUAUCUGCAUUUUGUCCCUCCGAAUGUUCGUGUCCUCCUGAGUUAGCCAGGUGCGCUCCAGGAAUCAGCCUCGUGCCAGACGGCUGUGGAUGCUGCAAAGCUUGCACGAGGCAGCUCAAUGAGGACUGCAGCAAGACAGAGCCAUGCGACCACAUCAAGGGACUGGAGUGCAACUUUGGGGCUGGUUAUGGCACAGCUAAAGGCAUCUGUCGAGCCAAAUCAGAUGGAAGACCCUGUGAGUACAACAGCAAGAUCUACCAGAAUGGAGAGAGCUUCACUGCCAACUGCAAGCACCAGUGUACAUGCAUGGAUGGUGCCUUGGGGUGUGUGUCCCUGUGCCCCCAGCAGCUCUCCCUGCCCAAACUGGGCUGUGCCAUAUCCAAGCUGGUCAAAGUGCCCAGUCACUGCUUUGAGGAGCUGGUCUGCCCUGAGGAGAGGGGGAAAGCCUCAGUGGACAAGAAGGUCAGCAAAGAUGGCCGCAAGGAUAAGCAUUCUGAUGAUGACUUCACAAAGAGAAACGAGCUGGUGUCUUUCAUCAGAGGAGGACUCAAGUCUUUAGCUGCUUUCAGGAGUAAAACUGAGAGUCGCUUGAUGUCCAAGGGGAACAGGAGGUGUGUGGCUCAGACCACAGCCUGGUCCCCCUGCUCUAAGUCCUGUGGUACAGGAGUUUCCUCCAGGGUCUCCAACAACAACAGCCAAUGCAAGCUGGUGAAGGUGACUCGUCUCUGUGAGGUCCGCCCAUGCUCCCAGUCAUCCUACUCAUUCCUGAAGAAGGGUAAGAAGUGUAGUCGCAUUGCGAAGGCCAGUCGUCCAGUGACGCUGACCUAUGCAGGCUGCAGCAGCGUGAAGAAGUUCCACUCCAGGUACUGUGGUUCUUGCCUGGACGGGCGCUGCUGCACCCCUCAGCAGACCCAGACUGUGGCCGUUCGCUUCCGCUGUGAGGACGGAGACACUUUCAGCAAAGACGUCAUGGUCAUAGAGUCCUGUUCAUGUGACUUUAGCUGUUCCCAUAACAACGAGAAGCUCUCUGGGCUCUCCAAUGAUAUCCGCGAAUCCAGAGUCUGAGGGGAUGGUUUAGGGUUCCACACCCUGUAUGUAAACUAGGAUCACAAAGGGGUGAGAUGACGGUGAGUGAGGAUAACUCCAUAUGUGCACUGCUAUGCUGGAGACAUUUAUUUUGAGGAUUUUUAAAAAUGAAUUGCUUCGUAAUAUUGGAGUUAUUGGCUGCUUCGAUAUGGAGCGUUUUAUGUUGUAAUAUUUCUGUUCAAUGACAACUUGUUUUGUAUGCAUGGCUGUCUUUUUGUGUUUAUUUGUAAAUAUGAAAACAUCUGCAUCGUGGCAGCUACUAGAAUGAUUUAAUCACGAGUAGAUUUGUCAAACAAGUGCCAAUGUUUUUAAUACCAUAACAUUAUUUGUAUUUAUUCUAAAAUCUUGACGUUUUCUAAAGAUAUGAUAGGCCAUAUUGGAAAAUCAUGUUUUUGACCAUUUGUUUUUUAAUGUUAUUUAUAAAAUGUAUGUAUUUAUGGAACCUGAUGCUCUGUUGUGAAUGACUAGAUAUCACAGUAUGGACAGUUGAUAUUUAACCUAGUUUUAUUGGCAUUGCUUUCUCUAGUUUAAUCUAUCCUCCGCCCAUAGUUAUUUUAGAGUAAGGGAUACCUGCUGUGUUUCUGGCUGACCCACUUCUGAGGGGAUCUAGAGUUGAAUGGAUGGCUCAAAUGUGUAUAUAUAUAUAUAUAUAUAAAAAAAAAUCUAGUAGUUCAUUGUGUUUGUGGGUCAUCUAAUCCAGCUCCUACAUUUCAUUCAGUAUGCACAAACAUCAACUCAUCAUAAAACCUCUAAAUACAUCCAAGUCUAUUUUCAUACAGUAAGUGUCUUUAACCUGAUCUGCGGGCCAUGAUCUGCAACGGUAGUGGAGAUCUCUGUUAAUGCUGUACAUAUAAUAGAGGUUUUUAUGUGGUUUUUGAUAAGUCAUUGAGUUGUUGAUUGGAUAUGCCUGGUUGUUUUUACCCACUUAGUUGCAGGACAGUUGGUGGGUUGGCUUGUCCGUUUUGGCUAGCGAAUGUUUGCAUUUAAAAGAUGCAUCUCUGCACCUGUCACCUGAUAUAGAGGUCCUGGAUGGCAGGGAGCUCAGCCCCAGUGACGUAUUUGGC
Messenger RNA from Oncorhynchus gorbuscha (pink salmon), 2308 nucleotides. RefSeq names its product CCN family member 1-like. NCBI's taxonomy places the organism in Eukaryota, Metazoa, Chordata, Actinopteri, Salmoniformes, Salmonidae. The transcript has 5 exons. Gene Ontology annotation, biological process: signal transduction. Gene Ontology annotation, cellular component: extracellular region. The record is from RefSeq and is a predicted model, not a curated record. Gene Ontology annotation, molecular function: protein binding. The coding region runs from base 105 to 1223 and encodes 372 amino acids.